AUGGAAUUCAUACAUGAAGGUGUUGCUCUUGGAGUAGAUUUGCUCAUAUUGGGUUUGUGCGUUAAGGAAUACAUUAGUUAUAAGAAGAAUGUACAGUUAUUAAAGGGUGCCCCGCAAUUAACUAUUGAUAAAAACCUUAAAGAUUAUGUAGCCAAUCAGAAUGACAGUAAGGUCCCCUAUGCCGUGGUCAGGGGAAUUGUUACACCAAUUGGUGUACCCAUGCGAAGCGUAAUGUCACCUUCCGUAACAGGAGUAUUACAGGUCAUAAAACUAAACGAACAUCGUGUGGCUCGUGGUUUCGCCGGAUUUUGGUCAGAACAACGAAAACUCAUACAUGUUGCCUCAAAUGAAAUGCCUUUCGAAUUGCGCAACAAUGAUGCUGGCGUCGAAGUUGUUGAUGCCCUAUCUGCUGCUGUCCUUGAUUUGGAUGUAGUCUAUGAUAAUUAUGAACCAUCAUCCUUGCAUUUCUUUGAUCAUAUAUUUGGUUUCUUUUCGGGUGUACGCCAAAAGGGUUUACAAACUACCGAAGAGGUACUUCGUGAUGGUAGUUUUAUAACUGCUAUUGGUGAACUGGAAACAGAUGGCAAAACAUUACGCUUGCAACCAUCACCAUUGGGUCCACUAUUCUUGACAACCGCAACAAAGUCGACAUUAAUCAAAAAAUUAGAAGAGGCAAAAAAUUCGAUGCUCUUUAAAAUUCUGGUAUGCGGUACAAUUGGUGCUGUGCUGAUAGGUGUUGUUGGCCGAAAGAUUUAUUUGAAAAAGAAACAGGAACGAGACGAAAGACGUAUUCGUGAAACAUUGGAAAAGGAGCGAAAAGAACGACGGGCAAAAUCUAGACCAGCACAUUUAUCACAAGAUCAGCUGUGUGUUGUAUGUAACAUAAAUCCAAAAGAGGUUAUUAUACUACCCUGUGGUCAUGUCUGUAUCUGUGAAGACUGUUCCGAAAAAAUCAAAAUGACAUGUCCUGUAUGUCGUGGAAAAAUUAAUACACGAGCUGCUGCAUUCAUAUCGUGA
This is a messenger RNA of Musca vetustissima, 1017 nucleotides long. It is a transcript of the gene Mul1, whose product is annotated as mitochondrial E3 ubiquitin protein ligase 1. The transcript is spliced from 4 exons. Gene Ontology annotation, biological process: protein ubiquitination; organelle organization. NCBI's taxonomy places the organism in Eukaryota, Metazoa, Arthropoda, Insecta, Diptera, Muscidae. The coding region runs from base 1 to 1017 and encodes 338 amino acids. Gene Ontology annotation, molecular function: ubiquitin-protein transferase activity. The record is from RefSeq and is a predicted model, not a curated record.